AUGCGCCUGACCCUGGCCGCCUUAGCGCCCAUCCUCGGCCGAGGGAAAAAACACUACGAAGCGCACGUACCAGUCGCGUGUACCGUGUACCUGCAAGACUUGGACCCCGAUGAAAUUGAUAUUUCCGCGAGCGCCAUUGAGUUGGAGCUGGAGAUCAUUCAAGUACUUGUACAAGCCCCAACUCCAGCUGCUACUGCAAGUACCCCGUACAUCCCCCCGGCGAGCCAUAAUAACGGGGCACACCACACACACCUUCUGACACCCGGCCCUCGCGCGCGUAUCAAAAGAUGCGUGGCUUAUUUGAGUGAUAUUCUGGAAACCGGACGAGCUGCUGCGCGAAUGAGAUUUGGUAUCUGCGCAGUGGCCAACGGCUUCGGCUCCAACGGAUAUCGCGCGUCGGCAGAGCCCAUCGUUCAAUCAGACAGCGAGCAUUUCAUGCCAGCCUGUUGUGCGUUCGUACUGGGUACCGACUCCGACUCGUACCUACACACCAAGCCAAGGCUUGACCGAUAUAUGCCGCCACUUCAUUUGUGUAUGUGGUUUGAAACCCUUUCAUUAACACCGCGAAGGGAAAUCAAAGGCAAGGACAAUGCGUGCUUCGUUGUACCGAUACCGUACUUCUCUUACCGAUACCGUCAGCUGGAGGCUCGGCUCGAUGGAUGCAUAGAUAACAUCACAUCACCCUGGAAGCGGCCCUACUAUCAAGCCGGGCCAGACAAACACGAACCAAGCCUGCUUUGCCUUACAUGUACAUGGACUCCCGUGCUCCCGAUUGAGUACGAGUUCAGGGUUCUGCCGAUUGCCCAAUCGUCAGCUGCACCAAGCAGCAAUGCUACCUGCUGUUCCGCGCUGCCGCUCCCCAGUCGGCAUAGCAAGACGCCGCCAGUCAUCCCAUCAGCGUCAUGCCCUCCCUCGUCCUGGCCGUGCAGAGCAGCAAAAAGCACAGACGCACACACCGCCAGCGGCGGCAACGGCACAGGCAGCGCGCAAAUCCAGGCAAGCCCAGUCCGGCCUAUGUAGGACCAGAGUGACAACGAAUUGUGCCCUUUCUGUUUGCGGCAGACGUGCGAGCUAAGGCACAAACUCCACACCUAAAUUCGCUACCCG
Messenger RNA from Trichoderma asperellum CBS 433.97, 1107 nucleotides. The record is from RefSeq and is a predicted model, not a curated record. NCBI's taxonomy places the organism in Eukaryota, Fungi, Ascomycota, Sordariomycetes, Hypocreales, Hypocreaceae.